CUCCUCACCGCCGACUGCCCGCCUCGCGGCUCAUCCCGCCUUCCGCGCUCCUCGCGGCCGUCUCGCGCCUAACGGCCGCCGCGCGCCUCAGCCCUCCCGCCUCGCGGCCGCCGCGGCACUGCUAUGACUGACUCUUGUGGGUUCCAGCCAAAGAGGCGUUUUGAAACUGAGCUCGGCCUCCUUUAGCCGCAGAAUUGGCAGAUUUGCCCUCAGGGCCUCCCCGUGUGCCCCCGCAGCCAUUACAGUGUUCUGGUGUGGCACUGGGGAGAACAGCCCCAGAGCGCAUCCCAAAAGCGUUAUGGCAAGAGGUUCCUGAGUUCCGACAUACAUGGCUGCCCCCAUGUUUUACUACUCCAAGAUUUUAAAAUGAAUAUCCGAGCAAACCCCACCAACAGAUAACCACGCCCCAGCAAAACAAACACACCUUUGGACACCCGUAAGGCCCGCUCCCGUUCCCACACGCUCGCCUUGCUGUGCUGACUGACGGCGCUGAACAGCCGACCUGCGUGCGAGCGUUGCCGGCUGCAGAUCCGUGCGUGGCAUUUCAGUGUGUCCAGGUGGGGCUGCGAGAGAUGGGGCUGCGGUGGAAUCACGGUGUGCCCGCCGUGGAUGCUGUGCUCUGUGUCAGCGUUUUGCUGCCUUGCUCACGUUGUGAACUCGGUCAGGUCGAAGCCUGUGAGCACGGCUGGAGCGCCUGGCUGAGCACGGACCCUCCUGCACAACUGCAGAAGCACGGAGCCCUCAGAAACAAGCUGUUCUGGCCAGGAACACGUGUAGUUCGUUUGUAAAAAGUCUGAUGCUGCUUAAUCGUUUCUUUAAAGUGAUAGUCAGGUGUAAUAACACAGCUGCUGAGACCAUAAAUAUGGAAUGCAGCUGAAGAAAAUAUAUAGAGAAUGGAAAGUAAUCCUGGAAUCGCAGCAGUACCCAGAAUACAUCCCCCAUAGUGCCGCAGCUCCCACGGAGGUUGUGCCCACACGUUGUGGAAGUGGUGUGCUAUUUUGCAGGGGAUUGUGAAUUGUUUGGCUGUGUUCACGAGUUUUGCACGGUUGCUUGUCUCCCCAUCUUUCAAUUCAUUCAUAUGCAUUAUUUAUAAAGAAACACUAAUACUUUCUUCCAUGGUUUCUCCUGAAAGAAAUCCUAUACGGAAUAUACGUGUGAUAUUCAAUACAAAAAAUGUACAGAAGUGAGUAUGGCACUGUCAUCUUCUGUUGCCCCCAGUUAGUUCUGGUAUAACCCCUCUAGCUUCAAGCAAAACCAGCUUACAACUUGCCUGUCAAGACCAAGGUUUACUUUGCUCAAUGUGUAAUAUCAGGGCAACCCCACGUCAUGAGUACCAGAACGAUUACCCGUAUCAGUCAGCAGCUUAUUUAGCCAGAAGACCUUUGCAUCCUUUUGCUGAUUUGGGACUUUCUGAAGCAAAGACAAAUGUCCUGACCCUUCCGAGUCCAUCUAGGUGUAAGGCCAAACAAGUACUGAAGCACUCAGUAUAAUCAGGUUGGCCCAAUGUAGAUCUACCAGCUGUCAAAAAAAAAGAAUGGAGACUCAACACAAUUCAAAUAAUAUUAGACUAAAUUUUCAAUUUCCUCUUUUUUAAUCUAUAGCUUCGAACACCAGUUAAAAAAAAUCACCUUCUGAUUCAGACUCAGAUACUUCCCCCUUUCUUAUUCCUUUCUUAAAGGAAAUCAGCAUAGUAUCUGUGAGCAGCGACAGAACAGAUGAUGGCAAAGCAAACAGAUGUCAGGUAGCUGAAUCCCACCAGCGAUCAGAUCAUAAGAUCUGUACUGAGUCUGCAUCAUGCGUGGUGCAGUUGGACGUGUUCACAUAAACAUUACUCAGAGUUUGUAAUCAAAGCAGAGCACUUCAUGCAGGAGGCAGCAGGAAGAAUAACUACUGAGUCAAAGGCAGCCAGCUUUAUAGAGCACAGCGCAUUUUUAAGUGCAGUGCUAAUACAGCUUGAUUGAGUCCAUGUGUACCUACACAGGCUUACAUUAGAAACCACUUGAGAUUAAUAUAUUGCUGGGAGAUGAGAUACUCUGGUGAAUCAGGAACUUUGUCAUUUCAUGGACUGAUAAGCCUGGACAAACCAAUAGGGUUUUCCUUCCUCGCUGGCUGUGUUAUAGGGUUUCUUCUCCAAAAGGGAAGCAGUAACAGUGACGUCUCUGUGGGCGUGCACUGAAACAGUGGCAGUCAGGUGGUGGAUCUCUGGACCGUGGGCUUAGGGUGUCUAACUAGAUCACUGCUGAUUCAGAGCAGACAAUUCUUCAACGUAAAAAGAGUUCCUAUAUUCUAGAGGAUGGUCAAGCGAGUAUGGUUCAGUGUCUGAGCAUGUUUAGAGACUGUAACCUUUGGGCUUUGUGACCCAUUGCUAUAUUACUCACUGCUGUUCCACCCACAGGCUUGGCAAUGAACAUUACACCUUCAUAAAUACUGUUUGCACACUAUCAACUCGAUAAAAACCAGAAUGUAUUUGUACAGAGCUCUUACUUACUUUUCAUAGCACAAAGCAGCUGCUUCCACUUCCUUUUCCUUACUCUUUGUGCUCCAUCUGACGGAGGAAGAAAGAAGUCGUACUGAUAAAAACUGGCUCCACAGAAGACAGCGAAUUCCGCCUUUAAAGGUUUAAUACAGAAACCACGGCACAAAUGGGCCUCCAGAUCACCAAGCACUCCAAAGUAAAACAAGCUAAUAUACUGAUGUUAGGACUUGAUUCUGCAGGGAAAUCUACUCUGUUGUACAAGUUCAAGUCUGAUGAAGUUUUUCUAACAAUUCCAACAAUCGGCUUUAAUGUCGAUAUGAUCGAAACUGGGAAAGAUUUUACACUGACUUUUUGGGAUGUUGGAGGACAAGAGAAAAUGAGGCAGCGUUGGUGCAAUUUCCUGGAAAAUGCAGAAGCACUCCUGUAUGUUGUGGACAGCGCUGAUAAGCAACGCUUAGAGGAAUCAAAGAAAGAAUUUGAACUCCUUUUAAAGAAUGAAUCUAUAAAAAACGUACCGGUCAUCGUGCUAGCAAACAAGCAGGAUUUGCCCGGAGCUUUAAAUGCUGAAGAAAUAACCAGGAGAUUCCACGUGAAGAAGUACUGCUGUGACAGAAAUUGGUACGUACAGCCCUGCUGUGCUGUCACGGGAGAAGGUUUGUCAGAAGCCCUCCAAAGACUGACUGCAUUUGCAAAACACUACAGCAGAUCAAAGGAGAUCUCUACGAGUUUUAAGGAAAAUGAAAAACGUUAAGAAUUUCUAUCGUCAGAUUUUGGUGAAUAUGACUCAAAAUAUUUUGUCAGACAGACGAAAAUAUUGGAUUCUGGAGAACUCUUAUAAGUAAAUAAGUAUUUAUAAAGCAUUUGAGAAUUUUAAAUUAUAUUCUCAUACCUCCGGAUGCUUCUGAGAUACCGCUGCACUUCACUUUCUUAGAGGCACCAUACUUGGGCUUAUUCAGCUCAGAAGUGUGUGUUGAAUGGUAAAAAAGGCAGAGCUGACCGCUUGAAUUUCUGCAGAUGGAAAGAAAAUAGGUGAGCAGUGCUUAAAAUGUUUGUGCCAAGUAUUUUGUCAGAAGGCAACAGAGCCAAGCAGUUCGUUCAGCAAGAAAAGCAAGAGAUAACAUGUUGUUUCAUUAGAAGUACUUUGUGGAUGUAUUUGCUGUAUACAGCUGUUUUAAGCUUAAAGUCUUAGUUAUGUACAAAAAAAGAAAUGUAACAUUAUUAAGUAUUUGUUUGGAUAUUACUGCAGCAUCUGCUCCUGCCAAGCCACGGAUAAAUCUGAGAUCCACCGCUGCUUGUAAGGUGUAGGUCUGAUGUCACACUGUUACCCACCUUCAUGUAUCCCUCUGUCCCUCUGCUGUUGGUUUGGGGCUGCUGGUCAGCUCUUAGAAAUCGGGAUGGAUCCUGGCCUGCCUGUACCAAAGCCACCUUAGAUUUUGUUACUGAGUAAUUUAGUUCUGAUUAAAUUUGACAGAAAUGCAACAAAGUGCUAAUCCUAUUACUACAGUUUGGGGAUUAAAAAAAUAAAAUUGAAUGAAAUUUCUGUUGAGAUUUCCUGAUUCAUGAAGGAGUGAAUUAGUAUUCUGAAUGCUAUUAAAGCAAUGAUGGAUUGUUAACUAGAAGACUAAUUGAACUGUAUCAACCGUGAAAACAGUUUAAAUGCUAAGAUGGAAAAGUUAAUAGAGCCUGUUCUUGCAGAAGGAAGGGAAAAGAGACAAUCUGCUUAUUGGUUAUACAGUCCCAGAAUGUCCAACCCAUUUAUUUCUGCCUUCUUGAGCCAUGUCUGCAGAGGUAGGAUGCUCUGGGGCUUAGGAUGCUUGCUUAUACACUUGGAUUUCUUCUCCCCUGCAUCUAUCAUAAUCCCAUGGGCAAGUCCUUCAGUCACUUCUGUGCCUCAGCAGUGCAUUGGCAAAAUGAUCUCUGAAAAGCUGUGGCAAAAGUCAGCGUUUGUGCUUCGUCUGCAAGAAGUUUGCAUUUCAUUCUUACUAAUUAAUGGGCAGGAAUUUCAAGUUACAGAAGGGUGAAGAAGUAAGUAAAGUACCCAGCUGUACCCUAUUGUCUCAUGCAUGUAUUAUUCAAAGACAAGAAGUCAUCAGGUGAAUUCAGUGCAAUAGUGAACAAAGGAAGCUUUCUCAGCAGAAGCUGUUAUUAAUACUGACAGUAAUUACCGUGGGCUAAAUCCUGAGUCAUGUUGAGCCUACAUUUCCAAAAGCAGAGCAAGUUUGUAGACUCGUCAUUGCCUGGGCUGUUCAUUUAGAGUCAGUGUAAAAUACCUUCUAGCACAGGAAAUAUUUCUGAUAAAUGUGCAACCAUGGAAAUGUUAUUUUUCUAAACUCAAUAAUUCAAUGUUAAAAAUGUAACAUUUCAGGUCAAUACAUUUAUCAACAUUUG
Gallus gallus (chicken) is the source of this 4864-nucleotide messenger RNA. It is a transcript of the gene ARL14, whose product is annotated as ADP ribosylation factor like GTPase 14. Gene Ontology annotation, cellular component: cytoplasm. The record is from RefSeq and is a predicted model, not a curated record. Gene Ontology annotation, biological process: intracellular protein transport; vesicle-mediated transport. The transcript has a single exon. Bases 2643 to 3227 code for a protein of 194 amino acids. Gene Ontology annotation, molecular function: GTP binding; GTPase activity. Lineage: Eukaryota; Metazoa; Chordata; Aves; Galliformes; Phasianidae.